Pelobates cultripes (western spadefoot toad) is the source of this 351-nucleotide messenger RNA. Lineage: Eukaryota; Metazoa; Chordata; Amphibia; Anura; Pelobatidae. The record is from the annotation of a GenBank genome assembly.
AUGGGGAACCACAAAAAGGCUCAACCUAACACCCAGCUCACCGGGAAAAUACCGGCAGAUAAAACGGGCAGCGUAACCCGUCUAUUUAAAGAAUAUGCCGACUGCGUGUCGGACUCCGGCGAUCCCAAUAUGGCGCUGACGGCGGCAAAUACUGACUCAUACCCGCCGAGCCCCACAGCAUCAGACACAUCUCACACUUCCACAGACAUGGAUAUAAGAGAAAUCCUGAGAAGUCUCCCAUCAAAAACGGACUUAGCACAAAUGCUUAGCAGACUAGAAACAACCUUCCAGCAUAAAAUGGACGGCCUCAGCUCAGAAAUAAAACAGAUAGGUGCAGGAUCUGGAGGAUGA